This is a messenger RNA of Phodopus roborovskii (desert hamster), 1239 nucleotides long. It is a transcript of the gene Hand1, whose product is annotated as heart and neural crest derivatives expressed 1. The coding region runs from base 182 to 829 and encodes 215 amino acids. Gene Ontology annotation, biological process: heart development; regulation of transcription by RNA polymerase II. The record is from RefSeq and is a predicted model, not a curated record. Lineage: Eukaryota; Metazoa; Chordata; Mammalia; Rodentia; Cricetidae. The transcript has 2 exons. Gene Ontology annotation, molecular function: protein dimerization activity; RNA polymerase II transcription regulatory region sequence-specific DNA binding; DNA-binding transcription factor activity, RNA polymerase II-specific.
CUCUGCCUACAGAAACCCUGAAGAAGCCAGCAGGUCCGGCGUGUCAUCUCUAGCCUUGUUCAGGACUCCUCCAAAACCCAGCCAGUUCUCGGCCCCGGGAGCCCACGGGUGGCCCCGUUCUGUGGGGGCGUAUGGGGCGGCGCUAAUUAGGCUGGCGGUACAGGCCAGGAGCCUCUCCAACAUGAACCUCGUGGGUAGCUACGCACACCACCACCACCAUCACCACCCCCACCCGGCGCACCCCAUGCUCCACGAACCCUUCUUCUUUGGUCCGGCCUCCCGCUGCCAUCAGGAGCGGCCUUACUUCCAGAGCUGGCUGCUGAGCCCCGCUGAUGGUGCCCCAGAUUUCUCUGCCGCCGGGCCACCACCUACCACCGCAGUGGCUGCGGCUGCCUAUGGUCCUGACGCCAGGCCGGGUCAGAGCCCAGGUCGGCUAGAGGCGCUUGGAGGCCGCCUACCCAGACGAAAGGGCUCAGGACCCAAGAAGGAGCGGAGGCGCACAGAGAGCAUUAACAGCGCUUUCGCGGAGCUGCGUGAAUGCAUUCCCAAUGUGCCCGCGGACACCAAGCUCUCCAAGAUCAAAACUCUGCGCCUGGCCACCAGCUACAUCGCUUAUUUGAUGGAUGUGCUGGCCAAGGAUGCACAAGCUGGUGACCCCGAGGCCUUCAAGGCUGAACUCAAAAAGGCGGAUGGCGGCCGGGAGAGCAAGCGGAAAAGGGAGUUGCCUCAGCACGAAGGCUUUCCUCCUGCCCUGGGGCCAGGUGAAAAGAGGAUUAAAGGGCGAACCGGCUGGCCUCAACAAGUCUGGGCGCUGGAGCUAAAUCAGUGAGACCAGACCGGCGCCGAGGACCCGGCUGCGGCUGGCCCACCUGGCCACCCGGAGAAGAGAAGGACGCUGCGGCCAAGGCCGGCCUCCGGGUUCCCGCGGUUUGUGUGCGCGCCUCGCCCAGUCUCGGCAGAGCGCCGGCGGAUCCGCGGCUGCAACUACCCACUAGGAUCGCACGUGCAAUGUCAUUUGAAUUUGUUAAUACAGUAAGAGAAAGAGAAAUUUAUAUAUAUGUUCACUUCCCGCCAAGGGCGGCUCUUGGAGGCUCGACUCAAGAAAGGAGGGACUGCAGAGACCUAAGCGCCUGAAAGACGCACCCUUCCAACCAGUCUGGGUGGAACUCAACCCCAAAGGCCGCGCUCGCGCGCUCUCUGGCUCGCUCUCUUGCCUUCUUCGGGGUCUGUGUCAGGUUC